GAGAGAGUGAGAGUGAGUGAGCGAGGGGGGGGAGGUAAACAAGAUGGCGACAGCCUUGAAGCAGCUGCAUCAAUAAAACCCGGAGCAGAGAAAUUCACAUUUGACUGCAGUGACAACACUAAAAGGGUGAAUCUGGAGUCGUAUUUGUUCUAGGCUUACUAGUAUCACCAUGACGAGGUCUCUUGAAUGUUCUAGGAUGAGCGCUGGUCGGGAUUUGCUAUGGUGAAUGAGAAAUAAGUGGUCAUCCUGAAGGCGCAGCAAAAAUAUACCAAAGAAGUACUCGCUCUCCUUGUGCUGGACCUAUAUGUACAGUAUUGCUGUCAUCAUACUGUGAAGAUGUGUCUUGGCUCGGUGUACCCGACACUCUAGAGAACAUCACGUUGUGCAGAAAGGAAAGGCUGCAGACCCAAGUCCGGGUUCUUAAUUCGAAAACUGUUUUGCUUUGCACUGGAUAUGUUGUCAGAGAUGAAUAAAGGUCCAGUCAUACCAAAUGUAGGCUAAUACGAGCCUGCUUGCAAUUGGACAGCGUCUUUUGAACACAAAAGGCCGGUGCUGAGUACAGCAGUGCUGUCGUUUGGGUUUUCUUUUCUUUUUCUCUUUUUCCACUGUCUUUUAUUUUUUGCACUGGACCUCCCUGGCUCCUCUCCCAGUGGAAACUCUGCUGCACCCUCCCUCUUCCCCCCCGGCACUACUGCCACUCAUGUUUACAGUCCCUCUGUAUCUGAGCCUGUUUGAAAGCAGUGCCGUCGCCGCCCUUGGUCAGGCAUGAAUCAUCUCUGAUGCCGAUCUAGUGGGUUCCUCUUCUCCUCCCAAUCAGAACUGAACUCCUGGAGACGAACCGCACCCCACGUUAGCAACCGGCGACCACCAGCGGUCGAGUUGCACCAGAGUGAAUUGCGGGAGAGCAAGUGAGCGAGAGAGAGAGAGAGAAAGGGAGCAGGGGGUCAGGAGAGAAGAUGAGCGUCGGUGAGCUUCAGCAUCUGGACUACCUGACCGAGAAUGAGCUUAUGGGCAUGGACACUUUCAUCCACCGCAUCGACUCCACCGAGGUGAUUUACCAGCCACGGCGCAAGCGCGCCAAGCUAAUUGGGAAGUACCUGAUGGGAGACCUGCUGGGUGAGGGCUCCUAUGGCAAGGUGAAGGAGAUGCUGGACUCAGAGACUCUGUGCAGGAGAGCGGUGAAGAUCCUCAAGAAGAAGAAGCUGAGGAGGAUCCCUAACGGAGAGGCCAAUGUGAAAAAGGAGAUUCAGCUGCUACGAAGACUACAGCAUAAAAAUGUGAUCCAGUUGGUGGAUGUGUUGUACAAUGAAGAGAAGCAGAAAAUGUAUAUGGUAAUGGAGUACUGCGUUUGUGGCAUGCAGGAAAUGUUGGACAGUGUUCCAGAGAAAAGGUUUCCAGUAUUUCAAGCUCACGGGUACUUUUGCCAGCUCUUGGAUGGCCUUGAAUAUUUGCACAGCCAGGGAAUCGUUCACAAAGACAUUAAACCAGGGAAUUUGCUGCUGACCACAGAUGGGGCUUUAAAAAUCUCAGAUUUGGGCGUAGCAGAGGCUCUUCACCCGUUUGCGGAGGACGACACAUGCCGCACGAGUCAGGGCUCGCCGGCGUUCCAGCCACCGGAAAUCGCCAACGGCCUGGACACCUUUUCAGGGUUUAAAGUGGACAUCUGGUCCGCCGGGGUCACACUAUACAACAUAACGACGAGCCUGUACCCGUUUGAGGGGGAUAACAUCUAUAAGCUAUUUGAAAACAUUGGCAAGGGAGAUUACACUAUUCCAGAGGAGUGUGGCCCGCUGCUCACAGACCUGUUGAGAGGAAUGCUUGAAUAUGAUCCUGUGAAGAGAUUCUCAAUACAGCAAAUUAGGCAACACAAUUGGGUAAGGAAGAAACACCCGCCCACGGAGCCACCUGUGCCCAUCCCGCCCAGCGCAGAGACCCGCGACGUCUGGAGGAGCAUGACCGUGGUGCCCUACCUGGAGGAUCUCCAUGGUUACGGUGAGGAAGAGGAGGAGGACGAGCUGUUUGAUGGGGAGGAUGACAUUAUCUAUACUCAGGACUUCACAGUGCCAGGGCAGGUUGGACAGGAGGAGGAGGAAGAGUGCGCUCCGGAGCGUAGCCGUGCUGUGGCAAAGCCGGUUUGUGUGAACGGGACAGAGACAGGAGCGCUGAAGCCCAAAUCGGAGCGGCGCUCUAGCUCAUCCUCCAACCCCUCCCGGAAGGGAGUGUCCACCGCCAGCAAGAUCCGCAAACUCUCCACCUGCAAACAGCAAUGACCCUGCCCCUUCUUCUCCACCUCCACACCUGCCUCUUGCUCUGUACAGGUUUGUUAUUUUUCCCGUCCUCUGUUUUGGAUUCCCAGCCAUGAAUGCGAACCACAGUUCCUGACGCACACUUUGCCAUGGACUAUGAACCCUAACGGAAACGAUGCCAGGAAGCGUGGAUUUUGGGUUUGGUUUU
Colossoma macropomum (tambaqui) is the source of this 2454-nucleotide messenger RNA. It is a transcript of the gene stk11, whose product is annotated as serine/threonine kinase 11. Bases 957 to 2270 code for a protein of 437 amino acids. Gene Ontology annotation, molecular function: ATP binding; protein kinase activator activity; protein serine/threonine kinase activity. The transcript has 11 exons. The record is from RefSeq and is a predicted model, not a curated record. Gene Ontology annotation, cellular component: cytoplasm. Gene Ontology annotation, biological process: regulation of cell growth; protein phosphorylation; intracellular signal transduction. Lineage: Eukaryota; Metazoa; Chordata; Actinopteri; Characiformes; Serrasalmidae.